UCCUUUCUUUCUCGGGUCUCCAUACGAAGAAAUAAAUUCCUUUGAAACCCCAUUGUGUAAAUAUCACAGCGCACUGCCAGAUCUAGCCACACCAAUGGCUUCUCCACCGACACUUCCGAUUUCCGGCCCUCAGUCGGCUGCCGGAGCUCCAUCUCAGCCACCCAUCGCCACUCCUGCCUUCCGCGCUUUUCUCUCUCGUUUGACCUCCUCCGUCCGCCAAGGCUUCUCCCAUCGCCGCCCAUGGUCGGAGCUCGUUGAUCGGAGUUCUAUGGCUCGCCCCGACAACCUUUCCGAAGCCUAUUCCCGGAUCCGCAAGAACUUCUCAUACUUCCGUGUCAAUUACAUCACCCUCUUUGCCCUUGUUCUCGGUUUUUCUCUUCUCUCCCACCCGUUUUCUCUCUUGACUCUUCUUUCACUCCUCGCUGCUUGGAGCUUUCUCUACAUUUUCCGUCCUUCCGAUCAGCCGCUGGUUAUUCGUGGCCGUACUUUUUCGGAUUUCGAAACGUUGGUUGGGUUGGGGGUUUUGACUGUGAUUGUGGUGUUCCUCACUAGUGUUGGAUCGCUCCUGAUUUCGGCGUCGAUGAUUGGAUUUUCCAUUGUGUGCAUUCACGGUGCGUUUAGGGUUCCAGAGGAUCUCUUCCUUGACGAUCAAGAGCCUGUAAAUGGAGGAUUCCUGUCAUUUCUCGGUGGCGCCGCCUCUGCUGCUUCAGCCGCAGGUCCUGCAAUUGCAGCGCGUGUAUAGCCAGAUCCUGAUCGGCGCCUGAUGAACGAACUGAUGGCAGUUUGAUUAUGGGUUAGGCUUACUUGUUGUACUCUCUUCAGUUUUAAUUCUUGUGAUCUGUAAGAACUGGAUUAGGGUUUGUUCUCUCAUAACGUAGGUUGUAUCUCAAGAUGCUGCAAAUUUAUAUAUCAACAUUUUUGUUUAGUUGUUCUAUAUACAAUACAACGAAUCGGAGUCUGUAUCACUUAGGGCGAUUAUUACGCAAUUCUUUUACUAUAGUCUCUCAUUUCUUUAGAUAACGCUUCAACCCCGUUGUCAUGUACGUUGCUACUAUGGUCCUGUUUAAUUUCAGAUCUUGUUUUCUUCUAAUGAAAUUCAAAGUGUGUCAAUUGUUUGGUUA
Molecule: messenger RNA, 1121 nt
Organism: Benincasa hispida (wax gourd)
Lineage: Eukaryota; Viridiplantae; Streptophyta; Magnoliopsida; Cucurbitales; Cucurbitaceae
Product: PRA1 family protein B1-like
Biological process (GO): vesicle-mediated transport
Cellular component (GO): Golgi apparatus; endoplasmic reticulum
Source: RefSeq, a predicted model, not a curated record